Nothobranchius furzeri (turquoise killifish) is the source of this 2646-nucleotide messenger RNA. RefSeq names its product sphingosine-1-phosphate phosphatase 1a (gene sgpp1a). The record is from RefSeq and is a predicted model, not a curated record. Gene Ontology annotation, biological process: sphingosine metabolic process. Gene Ontology annotation, cellular component: endoplasmic reticulum membrane. Gene Ontology annotation, molecular function: sphingosine-1-phosphate phosphatase activity. Lineage: Eukaryota; Metazoa; Chordata; Actinopteri; Cyprinodontiformes; Nothobranchiidae.
UAACUUUCAUUUGAACAAAGAAGAAGAGCAAAACCACUAUUAGCGGUCUGACGCAGUUAUUCGGUUGGUGCUUGUAUGAAUUAGUCUCAUAUACCGUCAAGUAAUGGUUAACCGCCGCGGACUUUGGAUGUUUCCGUCCAAUACGAUCACGCCACUGUACAAGGUCGGUGGUUUAAAUGCAGAAACCAAGUAGAGAAGUUCUGCUUCAGGUGCUAGCUAAAAGUGUUUGUGUGUUUAGCGGAAUGAAUCGCUGUACUUCAGCUUCGCUUCUUUGAUAAUGUUCGUAAUUAUUGAUAAAGAAAACUGUUAUUUGUUGAAAUAGUUUAUCAAAAAGGUAAUUUAACGGCAUGGCGAACGGUGUCGUUUAUAAGUUCGUAAACAUUUGUAAUUAUCUCCAAGACCCCUGCCAUGUAGCUAGGUUUCAGAAACUCUGCGGUGUCAAAGGAACAUUUCCGGAGAAGCGGACCGAGUCCGGAUGUGAACAGCGGGACUCGGACUGUGCAGGCAUUAGGAAGAGGUCCCAGCAGCAGCGGCAUGGUGGACAUAGCUCUGAUGAAGACGUAGGGAACGGAGAUGCAUCCGUAUCUGAGGUUAACGGGAUGCAGGAGGACGACACCACCAGAGCUAAACCUCUCCGGAGAAACUCCCUGACCGGGGACGUGGGUCAGGAGUUCCUGAUCCACAACAAGUUCCUCUUCUACCUGUUCACGUUUGGGACUGAGCUGGGCAACGAGAUGUUCUUCAUCGUCUUCUUCCCCUUCCUUUUCUGGAACAUUGAUGCUCUGGUCAGCAGGAGGCUCAUCGUGGUCUGGGCCUGGAACCUGUUCGUGGGACAGUCCACCAAGGACAUGAUCCGCUGGUCCCGGCCGGCCUCCCCUCCUGUGGUGAAGGUGGAGGUCUUCUACAACUCUGAGUACAGCAUGCCCUCCACACACGCCAUGACGGGGACAGCCAUACCUUUCUGCCUCUUCAUGCUGACAUAUGGACGGUGGCAGUAUCCCUUCCUGCUCGGGUUUUCCGUGGCUCUCAGCUGGAGCGUCCUGGUCUGUGUGAGCCGAGUCUACAUGGGAAUGCACUCUGUUCUGGAAGUGAUCACUGGUUUUCUGUACAGCCUCCUGGUUCUUGCCUUCUUCCAGCCCCUCCUGGACAGCAUCGACACCUACUACAUGAUGGACCACUACGCUCCACUCAUGAUUAUUGUGUCCCACGUGAGCCUGGGGCUCGUAGCCUUCUCUCUGGAUUCGUGGAGCACCUCUCGGGGCGACACGGCUCAGGCUCUGGGAACCGGGGCAGGAGCCGCUUUGGCCACUCAUGUGAACUAUCAGCUGGGGCUUCUGCAGGAUCCACCACUUUCCUCACUUCCUCUAACGUUACGCCCACUCACUGCGGGCCUCGUGCUCUGUUCACUCCUGCGUUUCUUCGUUGGAGUCGUCGUGCUCCUCGUAACGAGGAUGGUUAUGAAAGCGGUGACCGUUCCGUUCUUGUGUCGGCUGUUCGGGCUGCCCUCGGAUGACGUCAGGCAGGCGAGGCAGCACAUGAAGGUGGAGCUGCCGUACCGUUACAUCGUCUACAGCGUGGUUGGUUUUGUUUGUGUCUGCUUUGUGCCCGUCCUCUUCGGGAUCCUGAACCUUGCCUGAUACGUCCUGACGCUGGGAUCGUCGACGGAACUUGGAAACAUUCUCUUGUUUCUGCCUGAAACAGAUUAGAUUGUUUCCAAACUUUCAAAAAACAACAGCAAACCUGAUCUGAGUGUUACCUUUUCCAAAGUUUAGUUAGUAACACACCUGCACUUUCUAAAAACACUAGAAUCGAUCUGGGUUUGAUUUCUUAUCUGGGAAACGCUCAUUCCCUUUCUGCUAAUACAUUUAAUUAUAAAUAGAUUCAAAAAAACAACUUCCAGCAGUUUAUAAAAUACCUUUCUCAAAGAUGGAACGAAAACAUCUUUUGUUAUUUGUAACAAUAUUUACAAAGAAAAUCUGUCACAUUUGGCUUAAGGCGGGAUGUAAAAUCCUCGAGAAUCAGGAUUUUGACAAUAAAAGGUGGAUUACCCUUUAAAAAUUCACCUGUUAACAUGUUUAGGUGUUACCUGGACCUUAGUGUGUGUCAGAUUUAUUGUUUAUUUCUCUAAUCAGAAUAUCUUUUAUUGAUAAUACUCUACAAAUAAAUCAAAACACAAAGUCUGAAUUUACAAAUUAGUUUUAAAGAAGAGAGAAAUUUUAGGUAUUUGUUUUAUUUUUUACAUUAAUGAUCAUGACAUUGUCAUUAGCUUUCUUUCAGUAUUUCCAGCACCAUAAAAACAAAGUUAUUUUUAUUCUGAAUAAAGAGAAUAACAAAUGAGAUAUUUUUGAUAACUGGUUUUAGCUCUGUGUUAUCUGAAAUGUAGCUUUGGAAAUGAAAAACCCAAAUUCUAUGAUUUUUAAAAACUAUUUAUUGUUAAUGUUUCCAAAGGUAUUUCUUCUUAUUGAACACAGCAUGUAUAAACUUUGAUUCUAUUGUUGGAACUGGUUUGAAUUGUUUUAUUAAUGGCUAAUUUUCACAUUAAAUGAAAAUAUUCAUUCCCAACAUUUGUCAUGACAGCAUUAGACCAUCAUGUGUUCUCCUCUUGUCUUUUCAAAACAUAACACAAAUAAAUGUGCAUAAGAACCA